Nicotiana tabacum (common tobacco) is the source of this 2490-nucleotide messenger RNA. RefSeq names its product putative myosin-binding protein 5. Gene Ontology annotation, molecular function: myosin binding. NCBI's taxonomy places the organism in Eukaryota, Viridiplantae, Streptophyta, Magnoliopsida, Solanales, Solanaceae. The record is from RefSeq and is a predicted model, not a curated record.
ACUAGGCAAAAUAUCAUAAUUCCUCCAUAAUCAAAGAAAGAUACAUUCAGGAGAGAGAAAGAGGUCAUGAUCCUGGUUUCACUUUUCCUACCAUGGUCAUGAUCCUUUUCAUUUCUUCCCUUCCACUUUGAUCCCACCAUUUCUUCAUCUUUUGUGCUCAACAAACAACCCACCAAUCUGAAUUUUCCUUUUCUUUCUUGAAUUUUUUUAAAACAAGUUUAGAAAAAGGGAAAUGGCUUCAGGAUCUUUCAAGUGUUAUGUUGAACAAAAGACAGGGAAAUUUGCAUUCUUCUUCAUAUAUGCUGUUCUUGAAUGGGUGAUGAUCAUUCUGCUUUUCAUUGAGGGGUUUCUUGCUUUUUUCUCUAAUGAAUUCGCCAAGUUCUUCGACCUGAAAGUCCCCUGCUUACUUUGCACGAGGAUCGAUCACAUUCUCGUUCACAGGAAUGCCAACUUUUAUUACAAUGAAUCCAUUUGUGAAGUCCACAAGAAGGACAUUUCUUCCCUUGCUUAUUGUCAUGUCCACAAGAAGCUGUCUGAUAUUAGGAACAUGUGCGACGGCUGCCUUCUGUCAUUUGCAACAGAGAAAGAUGCUGAUUGCGAUAGGUACAAGUCACUAGUUGGUAUUUUGCACAAGGAUAUUGAUUGCUUUGUGGAGGAUGACAAGAAAGUAGAUACAAAAUCAGGAAAGAAGGAAGAUGAGGUCAUCCAAAUUGAAAAGGGCGGAAUCGUUGGGUGUUCUUGCUGUGGGGAGAUUCUAAAGACAAAGUCAAAAUAUUCCAGGAAUGCAUCAAUGAAGGGAAAUCCUUAUUCUCAAGCUCCUGCUCCAUCUCCAAGAUCUCCCUUGACGACAUGGAGAAAUGAGGAAGCCCGCCAUUUAGAAUUGCCUCAUACUCAAUACACAGAGGUUAAGUUCAUCUCAGAUAAUGAUUUGGACCUUCCUGCUGAUGAGGGUCUCCCUAGUGGAGGUAGAGAGGAUAUUAAAGCUGCUACUGUACCACUAAUACCAGAUUCGGAGGAGAUAAAUGAUGAUGCCUUGAAAACGCCAAAUUUUACAAGAAACAAAUUUUUUGGUAUCCCAUUGUCAGACUCAGCUCAUGCUAGCCCUAGGUGGUCACACAGGCCUAGAAAAUUGAGUAUGGAUAUUAAGAGUGAAUUCAUUUCAGAAACUAAUGACGCGAGUACAGUAAAUGAAUCUGACGAUGACAUCCUGCAUCGCUUGAAGAGACAAGUUCGUUUGGACCACAAGUCCCUCAUGGCACUUUACAUGGAACUUGACGAAGAAAGAAGUGCCGCUGCUGUUGCAGCAAACAAUGCCAUGGCCAUGAUCACUCGCUUACAAGCAGAGAAAGCCGCUGUCCAAAUGGAGGCAUUGCAGUACCAAAGAAUGAUGGAAGAGCAGGCGGAAUAUGAUCAAGAGGCGAUGCAGGUCAUGAAAGACAUGCUUUUGAAGAGAGAAGAAGAGAUAAAGGUCUUAGAAGCUGAACUUGAGACAUAUAGGGAAAGAUAUGGCCAUAUCAAGAAAGUAGGUAGUGAGGUCUGUGAGGUUGAUGCAGAUGAAGAUUAUCAAGAGUGGAAUUCUCAUUCUUUGUCAUCCGUUAGUGAAAGAUCAGCGUGUGUCAGUCCUGAUGAAGGAGAUCAACAUGGAGUAAAUGACUGCUCUUUUGAAUCUGGUGAAUAUGGAGGGGAAAAUGUGGAUGAAUCACAUAUUGAUUUUGAGAAGGAGAGAUCGUAUCUCAUGGGUUUGUUGACAAAUCUUGAAGAGAAAAUUAAAACAUCUAAGGAUGAAGGAUUUCAUGUUUUAGAAACAAACGAGGUUAAGCAUGGAUCCGGAGGAAAAGGAAAUGAAAAUAAGGUAACUCUUACAAGAGAAGUGUCACUAAUUAGAGAGAGAUUGAGAGCCAUUGAAGCAGAGAGCGGCUUCUUAAAACAUGCAGCUAUGACAUUACAGAGGGAUGGUGAAGGAACCAAACUCUUGACUGAGAUAGCUGAACAUCUGCGGAGACUUAGGCAAUCAAUUGAUUCCCCAUCAAAGGAUGCAAAUGCAUGACUUCUGUUCAAACAUGGAUGUACAUAGCUGGAAGGACCCUUGAAAUUCCAAGCUUUGACAAUUCAUGGAGCUCUCGUCUUAUCACCUUGAGAAAUUCUGAUGAGAUAGACAAGGAACCAGAAUACUUUGGCAAUCCACCAAGCUUUCGCACAAUCAACUCACAGAAGGAAAUGCAAAGAACUCAUUGUAUUUAAUAUAUAUAUAUAUAUAUAUGCAUGUACUCAUGUCUGUACCAUAUCCACUUAGAUCUUUCCCCCUCCCAAUUGAUGUUCAUUUUUGAGAAGUUGCUUCAUGAGAGAAUGUACAUUAAUAUUUAUCUCAGCUCACCUUCACUCCCAGGAGAUCAAUGUGAUUGAAACUCUUGAUCUUACUUCUUGAAAAGUGAGGGUGUCUCAUUGAGAUCCUUCUACGGGAGAAUGCAAAAAAAAAUUGUUUAUACCCUA